This is a messenger RNA of Cyphomyrmex costatus, 1681 nucleotides long. RefSeq names its product acylglycerol kinase-like protein Mulk (gene Mulk). Lineage: Eukaryota; Metazoa; Arthropoda; Insecta; Hymenoptera; Formicidae. Gene Ontology annotation, molecular function: ceramide kinase activity; acylglycerol kinase activity; ATP-dependent diacylglycerol kinase activity. The transcript has 8 exons. Bases 274 to 1572 code for a protein of 432 amino acids. Gene Ontology annotation, cellular component: membrane; mitochondrion; cytoplasm. The record is from RefSeq and is a predicted model, not a curated record. Gene Ontology annotation, biological process: phosphorylation; ceramide biosynthetic process; sphingosine biosynthetic process.
UCAUAUUAAAAGAAUGAAUUAUAAUUAAUUUUGCGACGCAAGUCGCAAAAUUAAAAAAUGUUUGCGGUGUGCGAUGAAAGCGACAUAAUUUUUCUACACUUCAUAAAAUAACGCGAAUUUAUAAAUUAUAUAACGUGAAAUUGAAAAGUUAAGGAAAUUAUAGGGAAUUAAAAUAAAUCACAAAAUAAGGGAGAUAAAGAUCGACGAAUCGCGAAUUCAAAUAACAGAGAUCGAUAGAAGGUAUAGCUCCAAAUAAUUUUAUCUUAAUUGACGAUGGCUAAAGUGUUGACUCUACUAAAGACAAUACGUAAUAACUGGAAGAAGUCUGUGGUAGGAGCCGCGGCUUUCUCAUAUGGAAUAUCGUACGGUAAACAAGCCUACGAUACGGAGCAGUUAAUGCGUCAAUAUUGCGAAGAAGUAGUCCAGUACGGAGAUGCUUCUUGUCCUACAAACAUUAGGCCUCGUCAUGUAACUGUUAUUUUAAAUCCGGCUGCUAAAAAAAGAAAAGCUAAAAAAUUAUUUCAAAAGUACUGCGAGCCUUUAUUACACUUGGCCGGUAUUUCGGUAACUAUCAUCGACACACAAUCAGGAAGCCACAUACGUAACACAAUAAUGAAUUUGGAUAUACCUACUGACGCGAUUAUUGUAGCAGGAGGAGAUGGUACCUUGUCAGAUGUUAUAACUGGCUUGAUGAGGAAAUAUGAGCGCAAUCUUUAUUCGGCCAAACAAUGUCCCAUUGGUGUUUUGCCAUUGGGAAGUACAAAUACAAUCGCGAGCAUAUUUUAUCGAGGAUACAAAGAUUUAAUUGAUAUACACCACAUAAUUGACUCAACAAUGGCAAUUAUUAAAAAUAGUCUCAAAUCAAUAGAUGCCAUUGAAAUCAAAUUACUGAAUGAUGAUCCAGAAAAUUCCAUAAAACCAGUUUAUGCUGUUGGAGGCGUAGAAUGGGGAGCUUGGAGCGAUACGCAUGCUCGCAUUGAUAAAUAUUGGUAUUGGGGUUUUUUACGCAAAUAUGCAGCCUAUGUGUUCAAUGGUUACAAAUCAAACUUGAACUGGAAGUGCAAUGCAUUAAUAAAAUAUACAAAUCCUUGCAAAGGAUGUUCAUGUUGUUAUUCCAAAGAUUUGUCUUACAAUCAAUUUACGAAUUCGAAUAGAAGAUGGUGGUAUGCAUUUCUGCCAAAGAAACAAACAUUUAAAUCUGAUAAUCACAUCGAUUACAGUAAAGUAGUGAACAAUGAUUGUGGCAUAUUUCAUGAAAUGCCUAUUUCAACAACAGAGCUAUGCAUAAAAACCGAAAAUCUAUCAAUUCAGUCAACACCUUUAUUAAAAAUAAUCUUAGGCCCAGAAAAUAUUAAUUAUGCUAAAUUCGUUGAGAAAGGAUGGAAACAAGAAAGGGGCAAUAAACUGCCAACAAAUUUAAUAUUAGAUGCAAAGGAUAUUGAAUUAUAUCCUGAAAUAACGAAUGAAAAUCAGAUGUUUUAUAUCGAUCACGAAGAGUACGAAUUGAAGCCGAUUCAAAUACGAUUACUCCCACAAUCUGUAACAAUUUUCUGUCCUCAAUCAAAUAAUUAAUAAUACAUAAAAAUAAUUAAAAAUUAUUUUGCUGCAUUUAAUGCUCAUGUCAACUCAAUGUGUUUUAAAUUAUCUAAAAAUGAAUAUAGAAGGAAUGAUAAAAAAGAUA